AUGGUGUCCGAUAUAGGGCCAAUACCAGACUCACGAUGGCAAUCUGGUGGGAAAAAAACUCAAGAGAACAACAACAUUGCAAUACACGUCACUCCACCAGAUGGAGAAGAAGAUGACGAAUUCGUACCACAGUUGCGCAUGCGCCGCAAAUUUAGCACUCCCCUUAGUGCACUUUCUGGCUCAGUCGAUGGAUAUAUGGAUCAAGAUCUUCGUUGUUCACCAUCGCGAUGCUUAUCCCCUUUGGAUCGAACCAAACGUCGUUUCAGUACUAUGGUAUCAAGUGCUGCGGCCGCUGCAGUGUCCCGCCGCUUAUCUGCCACCAUCGGCUGGUGCUUGGCCACCCCUACCCACGUCAAGCCACAGAUCGUCAGGCAGGGUCGUGCACUAUGCUUACAAUAUAUAAGAACACAAAUACGACGGUCACCAUCUUGUCCCAACAAGCAAAUCGUAUUGAAGCGUCUUCAAACAAUGCUGGAAACGGAAUGCGGUGAGGAAGCUGUCAAUAAUACAGAAACUGGUGUGCUUGCGGCUCUACGCGCUUUAUGUGCUGCUUUAGAGAGAAAAAGACCAGAUGCAUUUAGACACGUGGCGAGGCAAGCUACUCGCGCCCCGUCGGCCAUGUUGCGAUCAGACUCUGCACUCGCCGAACUAACCCUUGCCCUCGCGCGCCGCAUUACUAGGGAAAAUAUUACGUGGUCCAAGAUCGCAGCGGUAUAUUGCAUAUGUGGUGCGUUAAGUAGAGAGGCAGCCGAAGCAGCCGACGGAGAACCAGCGCUCGAACUUGUAGCAGCACCAGCCGCUGCUAUAGCUGACCUAUUACACGACGAACCCGGGUCUUGGAUAGCUUGCCACGGUGGAUGGAAUGGACUUAUCGAGCGUCUUCGAAUAAGUGAACGAGACCAACGGUCUGAGAAGACUCUACGAGUAAUGGUAUCAUUUUUCGUAAUAGUGUGUCUGGUACUUCUGCUGCUACGGUGGGUGCUUCGUGCACAUCCAGCGUAUUACGAA
This is a messenger RNA of Brenthis ino (lesser marbled fritillary), 1008 nucleotides long. NCBI's taxonomy places the organism in Eukaryota, Metazoa, Arthropoda, Insecta, Lepidoptera, Nymphalidae. The record is from the annotation of a GenBank genome assembly.